AUGACGUUAUGCUCUUUUGGUUUGCGUCUUCUUGGGCGUCGUCCUUUGCUCGCUUGUUCUUUUGCAAUUUCUGAAAGCAGACGUUUUGCAUUGCAAUCGUCUACCGGUGGGGAAAACCUAUGCCGAGAAGCAGCGCAGUCAUUGUUUUCAAUGGAGCGUUUUCACAGAAAUAGUCAUGUAGAAGGAGAAAGACGACAAGUAGAACGACAAGCCUGGCGUGAACUACAAAAGCUUCCUGAUUCUGCAACAGAAAAUGCCGAUAUAAAUGAUAUAACGGAUGUAUUGGGUGCGUGGUGUUACUUUUCAAGAUUCUGGGAACAGGGAAUGCGAGGUCCAGGUGAAGAAGAACAAGGGAAAUCAGAUGAAUCACGCGAAAAAGAAAUAAAAGUCCCUUCGGUGGAACGAUCGGGGGCAAGAUUUGGCGCACCCACCGCGGAUGAAGCCCCGCCGCCGAGGGCCAACCCACUCGAUGAGGUGUUGGAAUUUUAA
Molecule: messenger RNA, 489 nt
Organism: Trypanosoma theileri
Lineage: Eukaryota; Euglenozoa; Kinetoplastea; Trypanosomatida; Trypanosomatidae
Exons: 1
Coding region: 1-489 (162 amino acids)
Source: RefSeq, a predicted model, not a curated record